AUGAUUGAUGCAAUUCGCUCUUGCUUGCCAGGAUUCCAUCUUAGCCUAGACUUCACUCUGAAGUUCUCUGGUGGCCCUCAAUUGCUACAUUUCCGAGCUGAAGUUGGACCACCCACUGCCCAAACCCAAGCCAUUCUUGAACCAAGUUCACCCACUUUCCCUCAAUUCAUGAAACUCCCUCCAGAGAUCAGAAUUAUGAUCUGGAAGCUUUCUUUUGGGCCUGGUCGAAUCUUCCGAACAAAAGCUACGUCAGAUGUACCUGGUGUAAUCCCCAUGGCGGUAAACCAUAAACCACCAGCCGCCACACAAGCUUGUAAAGAAGCACGAUUGCUAUCUCUACGGGUUGGGAAGUUCUUGUUUGGAUCAUAUGGAAGCAAGAUCAAGAGCCUCUGGUUCAAUCCUUCACGCGACCUUCUCUACUGGAACGACAGAAGUUUCCCUUCGUGGCAGUUCGAAUAUGACGAUCACGAUAUGAGCUGCAUCGAAGUCGUGGCAAUAGACCAAGACCAGACCUACAGUAGCCUCGAAACCGCCCGGGAUAUCUCGACUAUAUUUCCGAGUUGCCGCGUCCUACAAAUCGUUCUUCCGCACAAGGCAUUGGCAGAUGGCGAUGAUGUUGGUUUCUCUGCCGUCAAUGAAGAUGCUGAUGACCUCUCGCUUCAGGUGACCUAUAAAGACAAGCUGUGCCGCAUGAGCUGGAAGAGUCUUGAGAACACGUUUUAUAUUGCAUAUGAGAAUCUGCUGGAGGAGAAGGCGAAUGAAAAUGAAGAAGAUGAAGCAUUCAGGUUUACAGAAGAGCCUGAGAUUCCUUCUUUCUACCCUGUCGAGGUCACUCCGGGUAAUCGUCUGUGA
Fusarium sp. VM40 is the source of this 852-nucleotide messenger RNA. Lineage: Eukaryota; Fungi; Ascomycota; Sordariomycetes; Hypocreales; Nectriaceae. The record is from the annotation of a GenBank genome assembly.